GUAAAUAAUAAUUUUUAUAAUUUAUUCAACUGGGUAAAUAAGAUAAAAUGUAUAUUUACUUUGUGCCAUAGAUGCAGAGGUUUAAAAACUUAACUACUUUAUUUCCCCAAAUUAAUAGUUAAAGAGUCUGUGAUUUCUUUUCUCUCAUAAUUUAGGCUUCAUACAUAACCUUUCUGUUGUAGGGAAAUCUAGCAUUAACUAAAAUAACAUAAAAAUCUUCACUUGUGUUAUAGAAAAGUAUUAUUUUAUGUACUGCAGCUUUUCUGAUUUAACUGUAACUUUUUAAAUAACUAAAGCAAUUAAAUUCAAAUUUAAACUAAUGGGAGAAUAAAUAAAACCUCAUGGUUAAUAUUACCUGAUAAAGAUUUUCUUUGAAGUUAUCAAGACAUAAGGAGUUAUGAAAGAUGGUAGUUAUAUCUUUCAAUUGUGCAUCUUAACAGCAAUAUUAGUAACUCAUAUUUAUGACUUUUAAUAAAACUAGAACUCAUUUCCAGAUGUUCUACAUUCUAAUUUCAGUAAGAAAGAUCAUCAUACUUUUAUAGAAAUAUCAGAGUAUGCAAAUCUCAAUGCAUGUUGAAACCCCAUAUUAUAGAUAAUAAUAGUGAACAUUUAGCAGCAGGCAUGGUGUUAAGCACUUUACAUACAUUAUCGAGUUUAAUCCUCCUAAAGAAGCUCCCAAGGAUAAAUUAAGUGUUAUCAUCCACCCUAUGUUAUCCACUGGGAAAGUGAGACUUAGAAACAUUAAAUAAUUUGCCUAGGGAUAUUCAGCUAGUAGGAAGCAGCAUUAGUGUGCAAACUCAUGCCAUCUAACUCUAGGACCUGAGCAUUUUAUUCCAGUGCUUUGCCAUGACUGAUGGAGUGAUUCAGCAACCAGUACUAUAUUUCAUCACUACUUACGAUACUGAUCCAGGAUUCCAUACCAUAGCAGGAUUUCCCUACUCUUGGGAGCAUUUGCAAAUGUGUAGAGAAUCCCCUGACUGUCACAGUAACUGGGUAUGUUAAUGGCCUUUAGUGGGCAGUAUCAUGAUGUGCCAAACCCAAAUCAAUUGUUCUGCCCAAAAUGUCACAGUGUUUCCUAUUGAGAAAGUGAGUUGACAGAAAUCCAAAUAAAUUGCAUUAACACUCAAUCCUAAUAUAGCUAUAGUAGAUCAAUAAUAGGAAAGAUCUGUUAAUUUAUUUUUUGUCUCUGAACAAUGAUCAGAGGUCUGAAAAAAUGGCAAUAUUACAAUCAAAGUAGAUAUUAUUCCUGGCAGCACUCACAGACUACAAGUGAAGGAUGAGAUUUUGUCCCUUCAUGUAUGGAACUGCAAUUGGUUAGUGAACUCAAGUGCACUAGCAUUGUAUUUAGAGACCAUCUACUUCUAGACAUCUAGAGGCAAUAGGUGUCAUUAUAACAAAAUGAUGCCUGACUGGACACUUUAUUAUAGACCAAUAUAGGCUAGACCAAAACUAAGAGUAAAUCAGAGUGGAAGAUAUAUAAACAAUGCUAUAAUACAACUUUGUGAUUUACAUGGGACACAUGACAGGGUCCCAUAACUUAACAAUUAUUCUCUUCAGGGAUGACCUACUUAUAUACGACUUGAUAAGACAGGGCAACAGGAUUUUGUUGAACAUAUUAGAAAACCAUAUUAGGGACAAUAAUUAUUGAGUUUUAAAUGAUUUUUUGAACUAUACAUGAUUUUUAAAAGUGCUCUUAGUAGCAACCUUCCCAAGGUGAAAGAAAAAUGAAUUCUUAGUUCUGAGUCUGUAUGAAAAGCAUUAAUUGCCAAAUCCAUCAUAUGUCUCUCAGAGAAAUAAUUAUCCAAAAAUAGAAGAUUUGAGUGAUCAACGUUGAAUGUGAUUGAUAAGUACUCAUAAAUCAAUAUGCUGCAUUAACAUGCCCAGAAACUUUCAAUUUAGAAAUGCCAGCAAAUUCACAUAUAAUAGAAGCAAAAAUACUGCAUUAAAUUGUUGAUUCUAUGGACUCAAUUUAUAAUUCCACCCCCUACCCAAUUUUAAAGCCAAUGCCUGUUCCUUUGUACAAAUGCCUUAGAAUUGAGGAAAUUUGUGUUUCUGUAUAAAAUAUUCUUAUGAAUUUAAGAUAACUGUUAGAAAGAUGACAUUUAUGAUUUUAAAGCCUAGUUUUAAGAUUACAUGGUAUUUUUUGAAUGUUAAAUCAUUCAUUAACUUAUAAAGCUGAUAUUUCACAAAUUUCAUGAGCAUUGUUGAAUAUCAAAUGAACCAAUUAAAGGCCUUUCUGUGGCAUCUAUUCUGUAUUUCUUUUAAUAGCCAACCUUCUCUUCUCUAUUACCCCAAGUUCAAACAACAGCUGUUCCAAACUGAUAAGGUUCAGACGACGCUGCCUUAAUUGAGAAAUGCCUAGUCAUUAUCAAUGAAUUAGUGAAAACAACCUCAGUGUCAUCCAAAAUAAAUUACAUUCAAAUUUUAUUUCAGGAGGCAAUUUCCCCACUAACUUAAGAAGCAGAGUUAAUUUUUGAGAUGCAGGAUCUGACCAGAUGCAAUAUCGUUGGAGCUAGCAAGGUUUCAGAUCUUUGGGAAAUCAGCCAAAAGGCUUCUGACAUAAAAAUAUGAAAUCUAGCAUGAACUUCUUAAGUAGCUAAUCUAGCAUAAAAUAUUUCCAGAGACUCUUUAGUCUUGCAAAUAAACAUGGUAAUGCCUGGGUUAGAUUUGUAGGAGUGUUAAUUAUUGGUCUCAAUGACAAGAUUUACAUUAUUCUUUUAGAUUCUAAUUCAGUAUAACUAUGAUGAAUAAGAUAUGAGUCUUAAUAUUUGAAUUUCUUAACUUUUCUAAUGGAGAAUGUCUUGAACAUAAUUAAAGUAACAGCAUUUAAUUUCCAGAAUUAUUUUCCUUCUUAAUUCUUUAGGUUUAUAGAAGUAUAAGUGCGUAUCUAUGAAUAAUAGGCACUGUGUUUAUUAAGGACAGUUUUAACCCGGUCAAUUAUUGCUAAUUUGCUGUCAUCCACUUGCAGUGUCACACAGAUUAGUGGGCGGAGGAGGAGUACUGUGUAAUACACAGGAGUUUUCCACAGAAAAUGGCAUAUUUUGUUUCUUCUCUCAAUAAAAUUUCAAUGUUUCAAACAUAUGCAGAGGUCACUAUGAUUUUUCCUUCACAAGGAAGCAUUCGAGGUGGCACCACGCUGACAAUAAGUGGACAGUUCUUUGAUCAGACAGAUUUCCCCAUCAGAGUUCUAGUUGGAGGUGAACCUUGUGAUACUUUGAAUGUCACGGAAAAGAGUAUAUGUUGCAAGACACCCCCAAAACCUCAUAUUCUCAAAGCUGUAUAUCCAGGAGGGAGAGGCCUGAAGCUUGAGGUAUGGAAUAAUAGUCGUCCAAUACAUCUGGAAGAGAUACUGGAAUACGAUGAAAAAACCCCCGGGUACAUGGGUGCCAGUUGGGUAGAUUCAGCUUCCUAUAUUUGGCCUAUGGAACAAGACACAUUUGUUGCACGCUUUACUGGAUUUUUGGUGGCCCCAGAUUCUGAUGUUUAUAGAUUCUACAUCAAAGGUGAUGACCGUUAUGCUAUUUAUUUUAGCCAGACUGGACUUCCAGAAGAUAAGGUGAGGAUUGCAUAUCAUUCUGCUAAUGCCAACAGUUAUUUUUCCAGUCCAACGCAAAGAUCAGAGGAUAUUCAUCUGCAGAAAGGAAAAGAAUAUUAUAUUGAAAUCUUGCUGCAGGAGUACACAUUAAGUGCAUUUGUUGAUGUUGGACUGUACCAGUAUCAAAAUGUUUAUACUGAACAACAAACAGGAGAUGCAGUGAAUGAAGAACAAGUUAUCAAAUCCCAGUCAACAAUCAUCCAGGAAGUACAGGUUAUAACAUUAGAAAACUGGGAAACAACUAACGCAAUUAAUGAAGUUCAGAAGAUCAAGGUAACCAGCCCCUGUGUGGAAGCUAAUUCAUGUUCACCUUACCAAUACAGAUUAAUCUAUAAUAUGGAAAAAACUGUCUUCCUACCUGCUGAUGCUUCUGAAUUCAUACUGCAGUCAGCCUUGAAUGACCUCUGGUCUAUAAAACCAGACACAGUUCAAGUAACAAGAACACAGAAUCCCCAGAGCAAUAUCUACACGGUAACAUUCAUAUCAACUAGAGGAGAUUUUGAUCUGCUUGGUUAUGAAGUAGUUGAAGGGAAUAACGUCACACUGGAUAUUACAGAACAAACCAAAGGAAAACCCAACUUGGAGACAUUCACCCUGAAUUGGGAUGGGAUCGCUUCUAAGCCACUCACUCCAUGGUCAUCAGAGGCUGAAUUUCAGGGAGCAGUGGAAGAAAUGGUUAGCAGUAAGUGUCCACCACAAAUUGCAAAUUUUGAAGAAGGAUUUGUUGUGAAAUACUUCAGAGACUAUGAAACUGAUUUUAAUCUGGAACAUAUUAACAGAGGGCAGAAGACAGCUGAAACUGAUGCUUACUGUGGUCGUUAUUCCCUGAAAAACCCAGCUGUCCUUUUUGACUCAGCAGAUGUUAAACCAAACAGACGACCAUAUGGGGACAUUUUAUUGUUUCCUUAUAAUCAGUUAUGUUUAGCAUACAAAGGAUUCCUGGCAAAUUAUAUUGGUCUAAAAUUCCAGUACCAAGACAAUAGCAAGAUUACUAGAAACACCGAUAUACAAUUUACAUACGACUUUGCUCAUGGAAACAACUGGACUUACACUUGCAUAGACAUUCUGGAUCUCAUAAGAACAAAGUACACUGGGACAAAUGUUUCUCUUCAAAGGAUUAGUUUACAGAAAGCAUCAGAAUCACAAUCCUUCUAUGUGGAUGUAGUGUACAUUGGACAAACAGCUACAAUCUCAACAUUGGAUGAAAUGCCCAAGAGAAGACUUCCUGCAUUAGCAAAUAAAGGAAUAUUCUUAGAGCACUUUCAGGUGAAUCGGACCAAAACAAAUGGGCCAACUAUGACAAUCCAAUAUUCUGUCACCAUGACUUCAUACAACUGCAGUUACAAUAUACCCAUGAUGGCUGUGAGCUUUGGGCAGAUAAUCACACAUGAGACAGAGAACGAGUUUGUCUACAGAGGAAAUAAUUGGCCAGGCGAGUCAAAAAUUCAUAUUCAAAGAAUUCAAGCUGCAUCUCCACCUCUAAGUGGCAGCUUUGACAUUCAAGCUUAUGGACAUAUUCUCAAAGGCCUUCCCGCUGCUGUGUCAGCUGCAGAUCUGCAGUUUGUGCUCCAGAGUCUGGAGGGAUUGAGAAGAGUCUCAGUUACACGCGAGGGAACCUGUGCUGGCUACGCAUGGAACAUCAAGUGGAGAAGCACCUGUGGAAAGCAGAAUCUUCUACAGAUUAAUGAUUCCAACAUUAUUGGAGAAAAGGCUAAUAUGACAGUCACAAGGAUAAAGGAAGGUGGCUUAUUCAGACGACACAUACUUGGAGACCUACUUCGUACACCCAGUCAACAGCCACAGGUUGAAGUCUAUGUCAAUGGAAUUCCAGCUAAAUGUUCAGGUGACUGUGGGUUUACAUGGGAUUCCGACAUUACUCCCCUAGUCUUGGCAACAAGCCCUUCUCAAGGGUCCUAUGAAGAAGGCACAGUUCUAACCAUAGUGGGUUCUGGAUUUUCUCCUAGUUCAGCUAUAUCAGUCUCAGUUGGACCAGUAGGUUGUUCUCUUCUUUCUGUGGAUGAAAAAGAGAUCAAGUGCCAGAUUCUGAAUGGAAGUGCUGGACAUGCCCCAGUUGCUGUGUCCAUAGCUGAUGUUGGACUAGCACAGAAUGUAGGGGGUGAACAGUUCUACUUUGUUUAUCAGAGUCAGAUCUCACAUAUCUGGCCUGAUUCUGGAAGCCUAGCAGGUGGUACGCUACUGACUUUAUCUGGAUUUGGCUUUAAUGAAAAUUCAAAAGUAUUAGUUGGAAAUGAAACCUGUAAUGUGAUUGAAGGGGAUUUGAAUAGGAUAACCUGCAGGACACCAAAAAAAACUGAGGGUAUAGUUGAUAUUUCAGUUACUACCAAUGGAUUUCAAGUCACAGCAGGGGAUGCUUUUAGUUACAAUUGUUUACAGACGCCAAUUAUAACUGAUUUUAGUCCAAAAGUAGGAACAAUACUAGGAGAAGUUAAUUUAACAAUUAAGGGCUAUAAUUUUGGAAAUGAACUCACACAAAACGUGGCGGUGUAUGUUGGAGGAAAAACCUGCCAGAUUCUUCACUGGAACUUCACAGAUAUUAGAUGCCUUUUGCCCAAGUUGUCUCCUGGAAAACAAGAUAUCCACGUAGAAGUCAGAAACUGGGGUUUUGCAUCAAUAAGAGACAAAUUAAAUUCUUCAAUACAGUAUGUUUUGGAAGUGACCAGCAUGUUUCCACAAAGAGGCUCCUUGUUUGGUGGAACUGAAAUCACCAUAAGGGGUUUUGGAUUCAGCACAAUACCAGCUGACAAUACCGUGCUGUUAGGGUCCAUCCCUUGCAAUGUUACAUCAUCAUCAGAAAAUGUCAUAAAAUGUAUUCUUCAUUCAACUGGGAAUAUAUUCAGGAUUACUAACAAUGGGAAAGAUUCAGUACAUGGAUUAGGUUAUGCCUGGUCACCAUCAGUCCUAAAUGUGUCUGUAGGGGACACAGUGGCAUGGCAUUGGCAAACACAUCCAUUUCUUAGAGGGAUAGGAUAUAGGGUUUUUUCUGUCUCCAGUCCUGGAAGUGUAAUUUAUGAUGGCAAAGGAUUCACAAAUGGAAGACAAAAAUCUACAUCAGGUUCAUUUUCUUACCAAUUUACUUCACCUGGAAUCCAUUAUUAUAGCAGCGGGUACGUUGAUGAGGCUCACUCCAUUUUUCUCCAAGGAGUCAUUAAUGUUUUACCAGCUGAAACCAGGCACAUUCCCCUGCACCUGUUUGUGGGUAGCUCUGAAGCCACAUAUGCUCAUGGAGGACCUGAGAACUGGCACUUGGGAAGCUCUGUGGCAGGUUGCUUAGCAACAGAACCCCUGUGCGACCUGGACAAUACCAGGGUUAAAAAUUCAAAAAGAUUGCUAUUUGAGGUUUCAAGUUGUUUUUCACCAUCUAUAAGCAACAUUACACCAUCCACUGGAACAGUAAAUGAACUAAUAACAAUUAUUGGACAUGGCUUUAGUAAUCUCACAUGUGCUAAUAAGGUUACAAUUGGUAGCUACCCCUGUGUCGUAGAAGAAAGUAGUGAGGAUUCAAUUACAUGUCAUAUUGACCCUCAAAACUCAAUGGAUGUUGGUAUCAGGGAAAUUGUCACUUUGACUGUCUACAACUUGGGCACUGCUAUCAAUACGUUGUCCAAUGAAUUUGAUAGGCGAUUUGUGCUUUUGCCAAACAUUGACCUGGUGUUGCCAAAUGCAGGAUCAACUACAGGAAUGACAAGAGUGACCAUAAAAGGCUCUGGAUUUGCAGUUUCUUCUGCAGGUGUAAAAGUCCUUAUGGGUCAUUUCCCAUGUAAAGUUCUAUCAGUGGAUUAUACAUCCAUUGAAUGUGAAACAUCCCCUGCUGCCCAACAGCUUGUGGAUGUAGAUCUUCUAAUACAUGGAGUGCCUGCCCAGUGCCAGGGAAACUGCACCUUUUCAUAUUUAGAAAGCAUCACUCCUUAUAUAACAGGAGUCUUCCCAAACUCUGUCAUAGGGUCUGUAAAAGUUCUUAUUGAAGGAGAAGGUUUGGGGACUGUUUUGGAGGACAUUGCUGUUUUCAUUGGAAAUCAACAGUUCAGAGCAAUAGAGGUUAAUGAAAACAACAUCACUGCUCUUGUGACUCCUCUCCCAGUUGGACAUCAUUCUCUUAGUGUUGUGGUGGGAAGUAAAGGCUUGGCUCUGGGAAACCUGACUGUCAGCAGCCCCCCAGUAGCAUCUCUAUCACCAACUUCUGGAAGCAUUGGUGGUGGAACUACAUUGGUGAUCACAGGAAAUGGCUUCUAUCCAGGCAACACUACAGUCACUAUUGGGGAUGACCCUUGUCAAAUUAUUUCCAUCAACCCCAAUGAAGUCAACUGCCGCACUCCCGCUGGGACCACUGGAAUGGUCGGUGUUAAAAUCUUUGUUAAUACAAUUGCUUAUCCACCUUUGCUUUUUACAUAUGCCCUGGAGGAUACUCCAUUUCUCAGAGGAAUUAUCCCAAGCAGAGGUCCACCAGGAACUGAAAUUGAGAUCACCGGAUCCAACCUUGGCACUGAGAUCUUGGAAAUCUCGGUGAUGAUAAAUAACAUUCAAUGUAAUGUAACCAUGGCCAAUGAUAGUGUGUUGCAGUGCAUCGUGGGAGAUCAUGCUGGGGGCACAUUUCCUGUUAUGAUGCAUCAUAAGACAAAAGGCUCAGCUGUGUCCACAGUUGUAUUUGAGUACCCGCUUAAUAUUCAAAAUAUUAAUCCAAGCCAAGGGAGUUUUGGUGGGGGUCAAACCAUGACUGUGACAGGCACCGGAUUUAAUCCACAAAAUUCAAUUAUAUUAGUUUGUGGCUCAGAAUGUGCAAUUGACAGGCUUAGAUCUGAUUACACAACAUUAUUAUGUGAAAUUCCAUCUAAUAAUGGCACGGGAGCUGAGCAAGCCUGUGAAGUGAGUGUGGUUAAUGGGAAAGAUUUGUCACAGUCAGUGACUCCGUUUACAUACGCAGUGUCACUGACUCCACUCAUCACUGCAGUGUCUCCCAGGAGAGGCAGUACAGCAGGCGGAACCAGACUGACAGUCAUGGGAUCAGGAUUCAGUGAAAAUGUAGAGGAUGUUCAUAUCAGUAUAGCUGAGGCCAAAUGUGAUGUUGAGUAUUCCAACAAGACACACAUCAUCUGCGUGACAGAUGCCCAUACUCCCUCAGGGUGGGCUCCAGUUCGUGUCCACAUCAGAGGUGUCGGCAUGGCCAAACUGGAUAAUGCUGACUUUCUUUAUAUUGAUGCUUGGUCCUCCAAUUUCUCAUGGGGGGGACAAUCUCCCCCAGAAGAAGGGUCUCUUGUUGUUAUUACAAAAGGACAGACCGUUCUGCUGGAUCAAAGCACACCUAUUUUGAAAAUGUUGCUUAUUCAGGGUGGAACUCUAAUAUUUGAUGAAGCUGACAUUGAACUCCAGGCAGAAAAUAUUCUAAUUACAGAUGGAGGCAUUCUUCAGAUUGGGACAGAGACAUCCCCAUUCCAACACAAGGCUGUCAUUACCUUGCAUGGGCACCUGCGAUCUCCUGAGCUUCCUGUCUAUGGUGCCAAAACACUGGCUGUGCGGGAGGGAAUCCUGGAUCUGCACGGUGUGCCUGUUCCUGUGAUCUGGACUCGCUUGGCUCAUACUGCAAAGGCAGGGGAAAGAAUUUUAAUUUUACAAGAAGCAGUAACAUGGAAGCCAGGAGAUAACAUUGUAAUUGCAAGCACAGGACACAGACACAGUCAAGGAGAGAAUGAAAAAAGGACCAUUGCGGCUGUAUCUGCUGAUGGCAUAAACAUAACACUAAGUAAUCCACUAAAUUACACACACUUAGGAAUUACGGUCACACUCCCUGAUGGAACUCUGUUUGAAGCAAGAGCAGAAGUUGGAAUUCUUACAAGAAAUAUUUUAAUAAGAGGAUCUGAUAAUGUUGAGUGGAAUAACAAAAUUCCAGCGUGUCCUGAUGGAUUUGACACAGGAGAAUUUGCUACACAGACCUGUCUCCAAGGAAAGUUUGGAGAAGAAAUAGGAAGUGACCAAUUUGGAGGCUGUAUUAUGUUUCAUGCUCCUGUACCUGGUGCUAACAUGGUAACUGGGAGAAUAGAAUAUGUAGAGGUAUUCCAUGCUGGCCAGGCUUUCCGGUUGGGGCGAUAUCCAAUACAUUGGCACCUGCUUGGAGAUUUACAGUUUAAAUCUUACGUAAGAGGCUGUGCAAUUCACCAGGCCUAUAACAGAGCUGUUACUAUCCAUAACACACACCAUCUUCUGGUUGAGAGGAAUAUUAUAUAUGAUAUUAAGGGAGGAGCAUUUUUUAUAGAAGAUGGUAUUGAACAUGGCAAUAUCCUCCAGUAUAACUUGGCAGUAUUUGUACAGCAAAGUACCAGUCUACUGAAUGAUGAUGUGACCCCGGCUGCGUUUUGGGUCACCAACCCAAACAAUACCAUACAACACAAUGCUGUUGCUGGCGGCACUCACUUUGGCUUUUGGUACCGGAUGAACAACCACCCUGAUGGGCCAUCCUAUGACAGAAACAUUUGUCAAAAAACAGUUCCCCUUGGCAAAUUUUUUAACAAUACCGUCCAUUCUCAAGGUUGGUUUGGAAUGUGGAUCUUUGAGGAAUAUUUCCCCAUGCAAACGGGAUCUUGUACGUCUACCGUGCCUGUGCCUGCAAUAUUUAACUCACUUACUACUUGGAAUUGUCAAAAAGGAGCUGAAUGGGUCAAUGGAGGUGCCCUUCAGUUCCAUAACUUUGUGAUGGUGAAUAACUAUGAGGCUGGAAUCGAGACUAAGAGGAUCCUGGCUCCUUAUGUUGGAGGGUGGGGAGAAACCAAUGGAGCAGUGAUUAAAAAUGCCAAAAUAGUUGGCCAUCUUGAUGAACUGGGAAUGGGGUCUGCAUUUUGCACAACAAAAGGCCUGGUUCUCCCAUUUAGUGAAGGCUUGACUGUAUCUUCUGUGCACUUUAUGAACUUUGACCGUCCCAACUGUGUAGCUUUGGGAGUGACAUCCAUCUCUGGAGUUUGUAAUGACAGAUGUGGGGGUUGGAGUGCAAAGUUUGUUGACAUCCAGUAUUUUCACACACCAAACAAGGCCGGCUUUCGCUGGGAACAUGAAAUGGUAUUGAUUGAUGUUGAUGGCUCACUUACAGGGCACAAAGGACAUACCGUCAUUCCACACAGCUCAUUGCUAGACCCUUCUCAUUGUACUCAGGAAGCUGAGUGGAGCAUCGGGUUCCCUGGAUCAGUCUGUGAUGCUUCAGUCAGCUUUCACCGUUUAGCGUUCAACCAGCCUUCUCCAGUAUCUCUGCUUGAAAAGGAUGUGGUUCUUUCAGACUCUUUUGGCACAAGCAUUAUUCCAUUUCAGAAGAAACGACUGACUCAUAUGUCUGGGUGGAUGGCUCUGAUUCCAAAUGCAAAACACAUUAACUGGUAUUUUAAAGGUGUGGAUCACAUAACCAACAUUUCAUAUACAUCAACAUUUUAUGGAUUUAAGGAAGAAGACUAUGUAAUUAUAUCACAUAACUUCACUCAAAAUCCUGAUAUGUUUAAUAUUAUUGAUAUGAGGAAUGGUUCCUCAAAUCCAUUGAAUUGGAAUACUAGCAAGAAUGGAGACUGGCACCUUGAAGCAAACACUAGUACUCUAUAUUAUUUGGUGUCAGGAAGAAAUGACCUUCAUCAGAGUCAGCCCAUUUCUGAGAACCUGGACCCUGAUGUGAAAGACGUUGUUAUUAAUUUCCAAGCUUACUGUUGUAUUCUCCAGGAUUGCUUUCCUGUACAUCCCCCAUCAAGAAAACCAAUUCCCAAGAAGCGACCAGCCACGUAUAAUUUAUGGUCAAAUGAUUCUUUUUGGCAAUCAUCACAAGAAAAUAAUUAUACUGUACCUCACCCAGGGGCAAAUGUGAUUAUACCUGAAGGAACAUGGAUUGUAGCUGACAUAGAUAUGCCAUCAAUGGAAAGACUCAUUAUUUGGGGGGUUCUAGAACUGGAAGAUAAAUAUAAUGUAGGAGCUGCAGAAUCUUCUUACAGAGAAGUUGUUUUGAAUGCUACCUACAUAUCACUGCAGGGAGGUAGAUUAAUCGGUGGCUGGGAAGAUAACCCUUUUAAAGGAGACUUAAAGAUUGUUCUGAGAGGAAAUCAUACUACCCCAGACUGGGCUCUUCCAGAAGGACCAAAUCAAGGGGCAAAGGUCUUAGGGGUGUUUGGUGAGCUAGAUCUUCAUGGAAUUCCACGUUCAAUAUAUAAAACUAAGCUCUCAGAAACUGCAGAUGCAGGUUCCAACGUCCUGUCUCUGAUGGAUGCUGUGGAUUGGCAGGAGGGAGAAGAGAUUGUGAUAACAACCACAAGCUAUGAUUUCCACCAGACAGAAACAAGAAGUAUCGUUAAAAUCCUGCAUGAUCAUAAAAUUCUCAUUCUUAAUGAUAGCCUUUCCUAUACUCACUUGGCUGAAAAAUACCAUGUCCCUGGAACUGGUGAGAGCUACAUGUUAGCAGCUGAUGUUGGGAUACUGAGUAGGAACAUCAAAAUAAUUGGUGAAGAUUACCCAGGUUGGUCCGAGGACUCUUUUGGAGCACGCAUACUGGUUGGCUCAUUCACUGAAAACAUGAUGACAUUUAAAGGAAAUGCAAGAAUAAAUAAUGUGGAAUUUUAUCACAGUGGUCAAGAAGGCUUCAGGGAUAGCACAGAUCCAAGAUAUGCUGUAACGUUUCUUAACCUAGGACAGAUUCAAGAACACGGUUCAUCCUAUAUUCGAGGCUGUGCUUUUCACCAUGGCUUCUCUCCAGCAAUUGGUGUAUUUGGGACAGAUGGAUUGGACAUAGAUGACAACAUAAUUUACUUUACAGUGGGAGAAGGUAUAAGAAUAUGGGGGAAUGCCAACCAAGUCCGAGGGAAUUUGAUUGCACUUUCGGUUUGGCCAGGAACCUAUCAGAACAGAAAAGAUUUAAGUUCAACUCUCUGGCAUGCAGCAAUUGAGAUAAAUAAAGGGACCAAUACAGUUUUACAGAAUAAUGUAGUUGCUGGAUUUGGAAGAGCAGGAUACCGCAUUGAUGGUGAACCUUGCCCAGGCCAGUUUAAUCCCGUGGAAAAGUGGUUUGACAAUGAAGCCCAUGGGGGUUUAUAUGGUAUCUAUAUGAACCAAGAUGGCCUUCCUGGAUGUUCUCUUAUACAAGGAUUUACCAUUUGGACAUGCUGGGAUUAUGGAAUUUAUUUUCAGACCACAGAGAGUGUGCACAUUUAUAAUGUGACCCUGGUUGACAAUGGAAUGGCCAUUUUUCCAAUGAUUUACAUGCCAGCUGCUAUAUCACACAAAAUUUCCAGUAAAAAAGUACAAAUUAAGAGCUCAUUAAUUGUUGGAAGUAGCCCUGGGUUUAAUUGCUCUGAUGUCCUAACUAAUGAUGAUCCCAAUAUUGAACUCACUGCUGCUCAUCGGAGUCCUAGAUCUCCAUCAGGUGGGAGAAGUGGGAUUUGUUGGCCUACCUUUGCUUCAGCUCAUAACAUGGCACCCCGAAAGCCCCAUGCAGGGAUCAUGAGUUACAAUGCCAUCAGUGGCCUUUUGGACAUCUCAGGUUCCACAUUUGUUGGAUUUAAGAAUGUUUGUUCAGGGGAAACUAAUGUUAUAUUCAUUACUAACCCUUUAAAUGAAGAUUUACAGCAUCCAAUCCAUGUGAAGAAUAUAAAACUGGUUGACACUACUGAACAAUCAAAAAUAUAUAUACAUAGGCCUGAUAUAAGUAAAGUCAAUCCAUCUGAUUGUAUAGACAUGGUUUGUGAUGCCAAGAGGAAAUCUUUUCUUAGAGACAUAGAUGGCUCCUUUCUGGGGAGUGCUGGUUCUGUGAUACCUCAAGCAGAAUAUGAAUGGGAUGGAAACAGCCAAGUAGGAAUUGGAGACUACAGAAUUCCUAAGGCGAUGCUCACGUUCUUGAAUGGAAGUAGAAUUCCUGUCACAGAGAAAGCACCUCAUAAAGGAAUUAUUAGAGAUUCAACCUGUAAGUACAUUCCAGAGUGGCAGAGCUAUCAGUGCUUUGGGAUGGAAUAUGCAAUGAUGGUUAUUGAAAGUCUGGAUCCUGACACAGAAACUCGAAGACUUUCCCCAGUGGCUAUAAUGGGCAAUGGUUAUGUUGAUCUCAUUAAUGGCCCACAGGAUCAUGGCUGGUGUGCUGGAUAUACAUGCCAGAGAAGGCUAUCCCUGUUUCACAGCAUUGUGGCUCUGAACACAUCUUAUGAAGUUUACUUCACUGGCACCAGUCCUCAGAAUCUUCGACUGAUGUUGCUUAAUGUUGACCAUAAUAAGGCUGUUCUAGUAGGAAUUUUCUUUUCCACACUUCAACGUUUGGAUGUCUAUGUGAACAACUCAUUGGUCUGUCCAAAAAAUACAAUAUGGAAUGCCCAGCAGAAACACUGUGAACUUAAUAACCAUCUGUACAAAGACCAAUUUCUUCCUAACCUGGAUUCCACUGUCCUUGGUGAAAACUACUUUGAUAGAACCUACCAGCUGCUUUAUCUUUUGGUUAAAGGAACUAUACCUGUUGAAAUUCACACUGCCACAGUGAUAUUUGUUUCUUUCCAAUUACCUGCUGCAACAGAAGAUGACUUUUAUACCUCUCACAAUCUGGUUAGAAAUCUUGCCUUGUUCCUAAAGAUACCAAGUGACAAAAUCCGUAUCAGCAAAAUGAUAAGAGGGAAGAGUCUGAGAAGGAAGAGAUCCAUGGAAUUCAUAAUUGAAAUAGAGAUUGGAAACCCUCCUAUUCAGUUCUUAAGCAAUGGCACCACAGGUCAGAUGCAAUUAUCUGAACUCCAGGAAAUUGCUGGUUCUCUUGGACAAGCUGUAAUUUCAGGAAAAAUCAGUAGUAUCCUUGGAUUUAACAUUUCAUCCAUGACUAUUACUAAUCCCCUCCCCAGACCAAGUGACUCUGGCUGGAUUAAGGUAACUGCCCAGCCAGUUGAAAGGUCUGCGUUUCCUGUUCAUCAUGUGGCCUUCGUGUCCUCACUCUUAGUGAUCACUCAGCCGGUGGCAGCACAGCCGGGACAGCCGUUUCCUCAGCAGCCUUCGGUAAAGGCAACAGAUUCUGACGGUAACUGUGUAUCAGUUGGAAUUACUGCACUAACUUUGAGGGCCAUACUCAAGGACUACAAUAAUAACCAAGUCAAUGGCCUUAGUGGAAAUACAACAAUUCCGUUUAGCAGCUGUUGGGCCAAUUACACAGACCUUACUCCCCUUAGAACAGGAAAAAAUUACAAGAUUGAAUUUAUACUGGAUAACGUUGUUUGGGUAGAAUCCAGAACUUUCAGUCUGCUGGCAGAGUCUGUCUCUAGCAGCAGCAGUGGCAGCAGCAGCAGCAACAGCAAAGCAUCAACUGUGGGUACAUAUGCCCAGAUAAUGACUGUAGUAAUUAGCUGUCUGAUUGGAAGAAUGUGGCUCUUGGAAAUAUUUAUGGCUGCAGUUUCAACUUUGAAGAUAACUUUAAGAAGCUACUAAAGGACUGUUCUGAAGAAUAGGCUGAAAACAAAAAUAUAAGAAUUAUUAGCUAUUUUUUUGGGCAACAGACAAAAGUCUAUAGCAUUUUCAUGAAAAUAUACUAAAAAUAUUUUUAUAAUAUAUACAAUGUACUAAUUAGCUUUAAACACUAAAAUCAGAUUUCUUCAAAAUAUAAAUUUGUUUUGAUUCUUUAUAUUGGUAUGUUCUUAUUUCAUUUUAAUAAACUUCCAGAAAUCUGUUAUUUGGAAGUAGAUAUGACACCUCUAAGUUAUUGUACCAACAAAUCCUAGAAUCCUUUAAAUAAUGGAAAGAGCUUGUCAAGUUUGGACUUAAGAAGCUCUUAACAUCAGAUUGGAAGCAUUUUAAGUACUCUUUUUAAUACUUGCGGGGUGGGGGGGCGUUCUUAUUUUCUCUAUCCAUUUAUAAGGCUUUGAUUUCCAACAAUGUAAGCCAUUCUAGUUUCUAAUGAUUUUGGAAAGACAAGAUUGUUUUCACACAAUCUGAGAUGACAAUCUCAUCUCAGAUUUUUCACACUGAGUUGCUGUCUUUCAGAUUCACAGUAAUCCCAGGAAUCCUAGACUGUCCUGUAUUUCUGGAUCUGCCAAACUCUGGCCAAUAUUCUAAGAAAAGUUUUCUUGUCCUUGGAAUGAUCUUUUGGAAUAAGUCCAAACUUCUUCUCUGCCUACCCCUCCUUCCCACUCAAAACUGCCACUACGAAGAGCAUGACUCCCCUCAACCCCAGGCACCAGUUGAGGGUUGAGGGGUUCCUUUAACUGGUGGAUGCUUAUUCACUGUUUCCUGGAUGAAUGAAGCAUAAAGUGUGGGGAAGUCAACAACAGAACAGAACAGACUUAUUUUCAAGAAGAUAAAUUAGAGAAUGCAAAAAAGCUACAGACUAAUGUAGCUUAGUUAACCGAACUCUCUAAUACUAUUGAAAAUAGCAAUUCUUUACUCAGAAAAUUCUAAAGGGAAUACUCAGUUUGGCAGAACUCCUAAUAAAGACAUUGAAGCCAUAUCCAGAGCCUUCCAGCAAGUGACACUCAGCAAACAUUUGGGACAGCUGAGAGAAUUCAACAAAGCCCAUACCUUUAUCUCUUGUAUACCAUUUCCUAGUACAUUCACUUCAGAUCAUUGUUAAUCUUACUUAGCAGAAAACAUAUAAACACUUACUAGGUGGUAAAAUCAAAUAUCUUGGUAUAAAUGUGGCAUUUCAUUCAUGUGAGCAGUAUCUAUUUGGUGUUCUAGUAAGUAGGAAGGCUACAAGAAAUAACAUGCUAUGCCUUCCCUCGAAGAGUUUUCAGGAUAUUUGGGGAAAGAAUGGAAACAGACCAUUUCAAUACAACAUGGAUCACUGUCUCAGGGAGAGACAGACAGAGAGACAGAGACAGAGAGAGGGGGAGAGAGAGAGAGAAAGCAUGAGGUUGCUAGCAUUUUGGAGUUCUUAAGCCUUGUUCAGGAGAGCUACCUAGAAGGGCAGUCGAAGAAAAUUGGGAGAGGACCACUGAAGGCCUAGGGGCUACGCAAAAAGUUCACACGAACAGCUGCAAAGGAAAUAGUCACAACUUUAAAGGAAUUGUAGGUAAGUGAUCCCUGACAAGGUAGUCCUCAAAGUAAUACAUGAAAGCCCCUUCAUGAGGAACAUUUGCCAUGUCCAGAGAGCAUUGAUUGUACAGCACCAGGUAACAGAGCACUUUUUUACUCCCCUCAGUUCCAACCCUGGUGGAGUGAAAAACCUCUGUUCCUGGGAUAGGCAGGGGGAAAGAGACCCAACAUGGGCCAUUUCAUGCUAAGACUUAAAAAUCAGUCUUCCUAAAGCAAAUCCAGUUUACUGUUCAUUCCAUGAUACUUCCUUUCUGUUAGAAAACUAAAUUCCAAAAACUGCAAUUCCAGCAUCUAUGGAACAAAUUCCUACAUUUGGGUUCUGGAAGAGAUACAAAAAUAUUCUUCACACCAGAACAUUGUAAAAGCCAUAAAAUUGUCCACCAUUUGUAUUCUUUUCUUACCUAAAGGUUUAAUUCAGCCCAUUGGAGUUUUUUUGUCAAGAUAUUUUCUGUCAGUUUUUAAUAAGGAAAUUUUCUAAUACAAGUUAUAUGGCAGUAAAAGGAAUUUCUAAAAAUUGUUUCUUAGCCACAGACUUUGUUAAAAAGUUCCUGAUUUAACUGCUUUAGGUUUCUGGCUGUCUGCUUUUUAAGAACUUUCUAGAAUAAUCAUAAUACAUAAUUGCUUAUUCCAGAUAAAUUACAAUUUAAUUACUACUUUUAAAAAUGUUUGAAUUAUUGGAAUCCAUGGGCAGUAUGGCUUCCCAUAUCCCUUAUUCAUAUGCUAAGCAACUUUUAUUUUUGCUUUUAAAUUUUUUUGCAUUUAAAUAAUAUUUCUCUGAACAUUCCUGUCUUAGAAAUUAAUGUUUAAAUUCUUAAAAUAUUUUUUAUUGUAAGAAGUGACUAUCUAGCUCUUGAACAAGUAAUAAAAAUCCUUUGGUGUGUGAAUGCUCUUCUAUCUAAGACCUGAAAUAUUGGUGAAGUAAAUAUAUUGUUCCAAUUUUGGUCAAAGAAAGAAACAGAGAAUAAGAAGUUAAUAAGAAUA
This is a messenger RNA of Macaca mulatta (Rhesus monkey), 17596 nucleotides long. The record is from RefSeq and is a predicted model, not a curated record. NCBI's taxonomy places the organism in Eukaryota, Metazoa, Chordata, Mammalia, Primates, Cercopithecidae.